UAUUACUCCAACCCCAUGAAAGUUGACACGUUUUCGUCAACAACUUUAUAUUGAAGGAGUGCCUUUGAUUUGACGGCAGUUCGGCACGAGACAAACCUGAUGAUGUGUUUCUGCGUAUUAGCUUAGCAAGCCAACAUUGCAUGAUCGUGGAUUUCAGGUGGCGAAACAUGCCGGCCAAAGGUCCUCUGCAAUCUGUCCAGGUUUUCGGACGCAAAAAAACAGCCACCGCUGUUGCUCACUGCAAGAGGGGGAAUGGCCUCAUCAAGGUGAAUGGCAGACCCCUCGAGAUGAUUGAGCCAGCCACUCUCCAGUACAAGCUGCUGGAGCCAGUGCUGCUGCUGGGCAAGGAGCGUUUUGCUGGAGUUGACAUCCGAGUCCGAGUGAAGGGUGGAGGACAUGUCGCACAGAUCUACGCUAUUCGUCAGUCCAUCUCCAAAGCCCUGGUCGCAUACUACCAGAAAUAUGUGGAUGAGGCCUCCAAGAAGGAGAUCAAGGACAUCCUGAUCCAGUACGACAGGACCCUGCUGGUUGCCGACCCUCGUCGCUGCGAGUCCAAGAAGUUUGGUGGACCAGGAGCCCGUGCCCGCUACCAGAAAUCUUACCGUUAACCUCUCUGUACAUUUUCAUGUAAUAAAGUUGAGGGAGAAAAUA
Salvelinus sp. IW2-2015 is the source of this 651-nucleotide messenger RNA. Its product is annotated as small ribosomal subunit protein uS9. Gene Ontology annotation, biological process: maturation of SSU-rRNA from tricistronic rRNA transcript (SSU-rRNA, 5.8S rRNA, LSU-rRNA); translation. The record is from RefSeq and is a predicted model, not a curated record. Gene Ontology annotation, cellular component: cytosolic small ribosomal subunit; ribosome. NCBI's taxonomy places the organism in Eukaryota, Metazoa, Chordata, Actinopteri, Salmoniformes, Salmonidae. Gene Ontology annotation, molecular function: structural constituent of ribosome; RNA binding.